Molecule: messenger RNA, 9135 nt
Organism: Anguilla rostrata (American eel)
Lineage: Eukaryota; Metazoa; Chordata; Actinopteri; Anguilliformes; Anguillidae
Gene: gfod1
Product: glucose-fructose oxidoreductase domain containing 1
Exons: 2
Coding region: 535-1707 (390 amino acids)
Molecular function (GO): nucleotide binding
Source: RefSeq, a predicted model, not a curated record
UAUCCAGCACAGUCAGUGCAAGACUGGGUUGCAACAUCAAUAACAAGCGGCAUAAUAAUAAUGGGACGUUAGUGCAGCACGCCUUUAACUAGCAGUCCUCUCAUAGGCCAGCCUUGGGCGAUAGUACAGUCGCAUUCUCCGGUAGUUCACUUCUGCCGAAGGGAAAAUAUUUGAACCUGCUCUUUUCAGUAUCUCAAGAGGGCGUUGCAGGAAAAAGAGAAGGUGACAUGUCCUUCAUCAGAAAGACGAGUGCACGCUAGAAGCCAGACAGGGACGGUUAAGAAUGUUUUUGCAACCUGAUUCUUGUGGGAGGAUGUUGAAUUAAAUCUAACCAGUAUCAGUGCAACUCUACGCCGGAGAACUGAACCGAUGCGAAAAUGCGAGGUCUUGGGUCAAUUUGUGCAGGUGGAUGGCUAACCUGAUGUUAUCAAUUAGCUAUUUUUCUCUCCGGUCCUGCCGCGUUGCUGUGCUGUGAGUCUACGAUGGUAUCGAAGAAGCCCAGUAGCGAGCAGUAGAAAACGGCGAACGCGAGUCAUGCUUCCCGGGGUCGGGGUAUUUGGUACCAGCUUGACCGCGAGGGUGAUCAUCCCUCUCUUGAAGAACGAGGGGUUCGCAGUGAAGGCUCUUUGGGGACGCACUCAAGAAGAAGCCGAGGAGUUGGCGAAGGAAAUGAACGUGCCGUUUUAUACCAACAGGAUCGACGAUGUCUUGUUGCACCAGGAUGUGGAUUUGGUCUGCAUUAACCUACCUCCCCCUCUCACGAGGCAGAUUGCUGUAAAAACGUUGGGUAUCGGCAAGAACGUCAUCUGCGACCGAACGGCCACCCCGCUGGACGCCUUCCACAUGAUGUCGGCGGCACAGUAUUACCCCAAGCUGCUGAGCAUCAUGGGAAACGUGCUGCGCUUCCUGCCGGCGUUCGUGAAGAUGAAGGAGCUGGUGGAGGAGGGCUACGUGGGCGAGCUGCUGGUGUGCGAGGCCCAGGUCCACAGCGGGAGCCUGCUGGGGAAGAAGUACAACUGGAGCUGCGACGACCUGAUGGGGGGUGGCGGCCUGCAUUCGGUGGGCAGCUACAUCAUCGACCUGCUCACCUUCAUCACGGGCCAGAAGGCGGCCAAAGUGCACGGCUUCCUCAAGACCUUCGUCAAGCAGACGGACCACAUCCGCGGCAUCCGCCAGAUCACCAGCGACGACUUCUGCACCUUCCAGAUGGUGCUGGAGAGGGGCGCCUGCUGCACGGUGACGCUCAACUUCAACGUGCCCGGGGAGUUCCGGCAGGAGGUGAUCGUGGUGGGCACGGUGGGCCGGCUGACGGUGAGCGGCACCGACCUGUACGGCCAGAAGAACAGCGCCCCCGAGCGGGAGCUGCUGCUGAAGGACAGCACGCCGCUGGGGAACGCCGACCUGCCGGAGAAGGCCUUCAGCGACAUCCCCUCGCCCUACCUCACCGGCACCAUCUGCAUGGUGCAGGCCGUGCGCCAGGCCUUCCAGGACCAGGACGACCGGCGCACCUGGGACGGGCGGCCGCUCACCAUGGCCGCCACCUUCGAGGACUGCCUGUACGCCCUCUGCGUGGUGGACACCAUCAAGAAGUCCAACCAGUGCGGGGAGUGGCAGAACAUCGUGGUGAUGACGGAGGAGCCGGAGAUUAGCCCCGCCUACCUGAUCAGCGAGGCCAUGAGGCGCAGCAGGAUGUCGCUCUACUGCUAGCGCAGGGAGCUGGCCGUCCGCAGGGGCAGGGCGGGGCCGGGUGGGCGUGGUCUGGCACCACGAGUGCCGCAGGAAGUGCGUUGGGAGGGCCUUCCCAGGAUUCCGAGCAUCAGGCAGCAGUGGGAGCAUGUGAGCCUUUCUCUGCUGAUUGACUGGGGGGGGAGGGAGGGACACCCCUUUGUUGGUGUUCUGCCUGCUUUCUUGUGUCAGCCCCACCCGUCCCACAACCGACUCGGAGCUUCGGUGAUCCUCGGGAUCGGAAAACGUAAACCGCAGUACGUUCUCCCUCCUUCCCUCUCUUCCCAUUUUUACAGCCCCUCCUAUCUCAGUGAUGUGUAGGAGCGUACAAGGCAAACUUGUGCUUUUUUUCCCUCGAAUGCCACCCAAUGUCAAGAACAUCGACUGCGAUGAGGAAGCGUGCGUGUUUGUACCUCCGAGGAGGUGAAUGUUUUACACUGUUGGCUUGAACGUCCUGUGUCCGUAUCUCUUUGUGGUACUGGAAAACAAACGAAACACCUGAAAAAUCAAUAGUUUGGCUAGUAGGGCUCUCCCGUUUUAAGUAUGCAAUAAAUAUGGGCCGGAUUUCCUACCGGGGUUACAUCGCUCCUCCCGAAGCAGAGGGAGUGCCUGCUGUCUGUUCCUCGUUGAAAACGUGAAGUAUAUUCACAUGCAAUAUACGCAAUCAUCCGUCGUCGCGCGUGCAACUCCGCGCUGUGCCGCGGGCUCCAGGCAGCGUCCCGCCUGUCAGACGCCGCGUUCGGCCCGUUUUUAUUUUUCCCUGAUGCAAGUGCUCAAUGAAAUUCCCCAAGCUUGCUAUUUGGAUGCAAAUUCUGCCUGUUGCAUUUUGCAUGCCUAAAAAAAAAGCCUAUUGUAUGUCAGCAGAUACUUUGUGUAAAACAGUCAGUAAUUGCCUUGGAGGCAACUGUCCAGGUUCUUGGGGGGGGGGGAGGGGGAUGGAAGCGGCGGGGGUGAAACCUGCUGGCUCAGACCGAGCCUGCGCCCUUUCCCUGCUUUGGCUGGGGGCCACUGGCCGCAGGUGUGGCCUAGAGCUGCUGCCCUGCUGCCUCGGACAACAACAAGCCCUGGACACCUUCUUGCAUCUACUGUGAGAGCUUAGCCGCAUUUGGCAAAAAAAAAAAAAAAAACAAGGCAAAAAAAACUAAACCAUACCAAAUUACAUCAGAGAGUUGGAUGUGCAAUUGGAUGACUGUAAAAUCAGUAUAUUAGUAUGGUUACAAUGUUUCCAUUUGGUAUUUGUAAUACAAUUGGAUUUUCAUUUUAAAGUAGAGGACUGAGGUACGUCUCGUCUUUUUACGCAAAAGUCUAGAUGCAGGUCAUGAUUUAUUUUUCCAAUCACAGCGUACAUUGACCUACAAGCCAAAAGAUUGAUUUUUAUUUUAUUUUAUUUUUUUCUUCCAUUUUAUUUCAGUGUUCAUCUCGUGGUAUUAAGUAGGCGCACCAAGUGUGCCACAUCAGGGUCUACGUAGUCCACAGUCCUACAUAGGAAACCAAUGUGUGGAUUUUUGUGUGGAUGUUCAUGUAUGUAUUUUUGUUUUAAAAUGCUUAUGAAAAGUUUUGAUGUACAUAACUGAAAUAAUAUUUGAUACCCACUCUGCUUGUUAUAGUAUUUAUUUUUGUCGAAUUGAUUUCUAUCAAUUGAGUGUGAGGAGGUGAAUGGAAGGGACUCCUGUGGUUACUUCCUUUUGAGGAUUAAGUGUGUUUCUCCACUGUGACGAUGCAGGCCACAAUGUGGCCCCAUUCUGUCCCACCUAAGAGAUGCUGUAAGAAUACCGAGGGCCAGAGGGCACUGUGACCUCGUUUCAGGAGCUUAACGGAAGAUCUGAAAGGAAACAUUUGCUUCCAAAACGAAGCAGAAGUAGCUACCGACGGUGUGCGUCUCCUCAGAGCGCCUCAGAACAGAACAUGGACGGAUGGACUGCAUUCAUCAGUGAGCUUUCAGGCUGCCUGCUGCCGCUAAUGAGACAGCAGGGUUUGAGUAAUGUAUCUUGCAAAGAGCGAGAAAAAAAAGGAACAUUUGUGAAGCAUUCUAUGUGUAAAUGCACUGCCUUCCUUUAGGCUCCUGCCGCUAAGUCACGUGGUUGUUUGGCUCUCUUCUCCCUGGAAGUGCCGGUCCUGCCUGAUGUCCAAGCACUGGCUCUGUAAAUCGAGAUUUACAGAUAUCCUGACCUGGCCUCAGCUUGCUAUUGGGUCAAGGUUUGCUUUUAUAGCACAUUCCACUCCUUAAGUGAUCCUGUUCUGAUUUAACAGCAGUCCUGUUACUGUUGUUGUUUCAUUUGCACACAAUGUCUUGUUUAAACAUGGAUUCCCUUUGAAUUUUCACAAGGGCCAAACAUAAGUAAAAAUGUUUAUUUGCAGUUUGCUGCAAUAUUGUCUAGCUGUCAGACUGUGUGAAUUAUGAAGGUCUGUGGCAGGAUGAGUCAUGUAAAUGUGAUGUUAUCUGGUAUUCUUAAGGAUCUGCCAAUUAAUUGCUGUUGUUGUUUGUCAGUGCUGUAGACUUCCCCUUUAUCACUGAGGGUUUUUAUGUUGUAAAGUGUGCCUUAUCUGAGUGGAAGCUGGAACAUCCAGACCCAAAGAUUCUUUGAAAUGUAAUACAAUUUCAGAUGGAAGAAAAAAGAAAUGGAUUUUAAAAAAUGGUUAACUCAAAAGUUUGAGUUAAAGUUCAAAGUUCUUUGUUUUCAGGGUUUCAUCAGAUAAGGGGCACCUUAUUACAUGAUAAGCCUCUGAGAAUGAGUGGGGCGUCCUUAUUCCUCAACCAGGUAAUUUCAGAUAAUAUCGCCUCAUAGCAAAAACAAGCUCUGGACUGCCCUGUGGAUUUGAUCUUGAGAUGAGGUGGUGUGUGAUUGGUGAUGACGAUUGAUGAAAUCCCAGGUGAAAUCCCAGGCUUACUCUACAUGUUGCAUACAGAGUGCAACAUGUUCUGUGCUUGGUCUUGUACCUGUUAAUGACUUUUUUCCCCUCCUCCCAAUCCCCCUGAGUCUAGCAAACCAUAAGAAAAUCUGUGGAUGGUGAAACCCUGUGUCGCGUGUGAUUGGCUUACUGUAGGAGGGAGGACCAGUGAGCAAUGCACAGCUCGAGCGUCGUUCUCUGAGGCCUUAAACGCUGUAAAGACCUGCUCUGCGGAGGUCAGUGUAAUCAUGGGUCUUCCAGAGUACCGGCCGCCACCCCGAGUGGUGGGCGGAGUGAGCCGUGCCUUCCGGAGGUGUGUGAUUGGACGUCGCUGGUUCGAACGAAACACUGCUCCUGUGGGGCCAUAUAUGGAAUGGUAGCAUCCAGUAGCUUUGCACAAUCCCCAAGAACUGUCUGUAAGUUCACUUCCGCCACCUUCGGAUGAAAUGAAAAAGUAUGAAUUGUCGCACUAUCCAAAAAGUAAACAAAACCCAUGCUAAUAGCAAUUCAAGUAUGUUUUUGGUGUUUUUAUUUUAGUACCACGCAUUGAACAAGGUACGGCAACAUUUAUUGACCGUAACAUUUCUUAAUAUGUCGGUAGCAAGGUACUCUGUCCAGAGGGGAGGAAGGUUACUGCUCAUUGAAGCUUUCGGAAAUGUUAGUAUCUAUGGUGCUGUCUGCCAUGCAGAAGGAUGACAUUACAAAACAUUACAAGAGCCGCCCGAGAGGCUGUUUCUCCCAUUUAGCUUCGCUCCCCCUCUGCAUUUUUCCCGGUCGUUAGAGACGCGUCUCGGCCGCCCUGUCCUUCUAAUGUGCGACGCCCAUUACCUCUGUACUUAACAGGAGCGCCCAGCAAAGAUGAAAAUUAGGGUAAAAAAAGUGGUCAUUCCGGUGUGCGCGGAUCUCGUUUUCUUCGUUUGAAAAACGCUACUCCCAUUCCGAAUGGAAGCAGGCUUGCGUGACUGGAAUCAUCGUGAAUAGAUCUGUGUCUGUGAUCUCGCAGCUGCAGUGCCCAGCAGGAUUUGGGUGCCUGAUUGAUGGCUCUUUUUUAAUUGGAAGGCCCGCAAUGUGCCACAACAUCCAUUCCCCCACCCCCCCAGCACAGAGGUAUGUGCAAAAAGCUUUUAGUCAGAAAUGAAUUUUUCAGUAGCCGAGCUUUUGAUCCCUGAAUCGCCGAGCCCAAAUUCUAGCUUCCUUGCGCGCGAUUGCCCUUUAAAGGAGUACUUCUUGCUGUAGCGCAUCUGCUCCGUGCUCUAAUGACACUGCGGUAUCAGCAAACAGCGAAAGGAACACCUGCUGAUUUGCACACACACACGGUUAAAAUGUUCAGUGUAAAAAUGGGACGGCCGCUAGCUCCUCAUGUUGUUUUCUGCAAUAGACUAAUGACGAAAUACUGCAGUUGCUGUACAGAAACUCCCAGGAUUAUCUCUUCUCAAAGGUAGACCAGCAGCUAGGAUGGAGUCCUAUUUUAAGCAGUCACUUUUUUGAGGGAAUUGUGUUUUUUAUAUUAUUUUGGGCACUUGAUGAUAGUCCUUUUUUGAACAAAACAUGUUUUUCAAGCAUGGUAAAUAUUUCAAACGUCGUAGAUUAAAUUUUACUUAAAUAUCCCCUUAAUUUAUAUGCUCAAUGUGGACUGAUUAGAGUCCACUGUCAUUUUUAUCCUUGAUAAGGAAAAUCUAAUAUGCUGUCAUGUCAUGUUAUUGAUAUUACUUUCUAUUUAAUAAAUGAAAAUGUGAUAUUAACAUUCAGUUUGAUCAAAGUUUUUUCUACAAGGGUUGAAUUUGUGCUCAAGCAACUGGAGGAAAAAAUGUAUUAUCCAUUUUGUUUUUUACAGGUAUUAUGACCCAUGACAUGCUAUCAAUGUGUUCCUUUGAGUCCUUGUAAGCAAUCCGUAUGCCACUUCCUGUUUGAGUGUCCGCGCUUAUGAAAAGCAAGUCAUGUUGCCAAGAACAGACUGUCCAAUUACUGUGUCUCUUUAUUCAAUUUGCUUGUGGCUUCUUUAGAUUCUUUGCAGAAAACUUGAAAUAAUGGAGAGAUGUUACGACUCAGCUGUUAGUGCGUGCGUGUUUUGCUUUAUUUGCUAAAAUGUGGAUCUCUGUAUCUCCUUCCACGGGCAGCAUUUGCAACAUCUGGAGGGGUGAAGGGUGGGAUGGCACUGGAGGGCAAUUCGUAUGGGGUCUUCCAGGGAAUCAUUUUGUGACGUUUUUACAGACACCCCCCCCCCCCUCCUUUUCCCCGCACAACAGUUUGAUCUGGGAGGGGUUGUCUGUAGCGCAUUAAUGAAUUACACCAAUUUUACCCUGGAAAAAAAGCUCUCAAUCAAAUCUACCAAAAUCCCUGUUGUGUUCUCUCUCCUACCCCCAGAGGAGGGCUUUGCCAUGGUCUUCAGCUCUCAUUGCUAGAGCGGCAGCCAGUGUCAGCUCGGCUGGUAACGGCACCAAUAAGAAAAUUAGCAUCAAAAUGAGUCAGAUGUUGUAUUAUUUAUUUUAGGUUUUAUCACUAUAGUACUACUAAUGUGAAAGGAACAGCAGCAAAGCUUGUGUCACUAAAGAAUGGAAAUCAGACCUUGUAUGUUGGGCACUGAGCUGGCCACCUGACACAGCCCACCGUGGAGCGCUGUGCCUGGGGGUCACGCUGUUUACUGUGAGGGAGGCGAUCAUAAAAAGGUGCUUUUUGUGCUUCCUUGGAACCAUAUCCUAGCAACCUGGCUUUCGUUGCCACGGUGCCAAAUCCAGUCCAUCCUGGAUUCACUUUUUUAUUUUUUUAUUUUUUUAUGUUCAGACUAAAAACGUUAGUGGAUGCGGAAAUGUCGGAAUGUAGAGUGGCUGUGUAGUGACACACACAAAGGGGCAAAGGUACUGUUUCUCAUGCUUCGAAUACCAGUGAGCUCACCUUCCCCUGCACAUUUUGUACUUCCUUCACAUCGUUCUGCAUGUUUUUGUUUGGAGGCCACCUUGGCUCAGAGCACGGCACUGCAGCACGCAUGGCAAGAGGCGGUCUUGGGUACAUUUCCCUGGAAAGUCCCUUCUUUCUCAUUUUGAGAAGGGAAGGCUCUGCUGUCUUGAGGAAGCCCUCACCUUUUCUGUGGCAGGGCUUUUUUCAGCUCAAUAGCACCUGCUUUGGAAACUGAGAACUGAACUGCACCAUCUUUAGAGUUAUCUUACGUCCUAUUCACAGAAUUGCAGUUUUUGCUAUUUUAGUUUAAAAAAAAAAAAAACAGAACGAAAAACUAGUAUACAGUAAAACAUCUAAAGCAAUUUUGUUUUUUAAACUAGUAUACUAUAUCUAAAGCCAGAGAUUACACAGUAUAUUCUAAUGUAAAUGUGGGUCGGUUUUGAGUCUUGUAAAACAAGCCAACACUCCAAAUAUUGGAAAAUUGAGAUGUCUUAGAAAUGUGAGAGGCCAAGCUUCGUGCACAUGCUGAGAGAGGAAUGACUAAUUCAGCUCCGGAAUAUAAUAAUGAAUCCUGUUCUGAGACAUUCAGGAAGAAUAAUUAGAUUUCUUUCUUCGGCUCGGGCAGUGAUGUAUAAAAUGAGCACAUAUGACUGCUGACAUUUUCAAUAUGGAAGGUCGUGUUCUGUACAUAGUGAAAAGGGUUCCUUUUUGACAACACUUUAAUAUUUUUAUUACCAUUAUUGUUUUUAUUAUGGGUAUGGAAAUUAGUUUGCACAAAGGAAAGAAUGAGAGCUGUUUUUAAUGUUAACGCUUGCCAUUUAUGGAUGGAUUGAAAAAUGGCCUCAAUGGAAGAAAUAUGACAUUGCACAGUGCUCAAGUACAAUGGCUUUGUGACUGCCCAGACAUGGCAGGUGUUGCCCAUGGAGACUCCAUACUCUAAAAGAACCCUGAUUGGCCGAUUCUCUCUCCCAUUCUGUGGCCCUUGUCUGCUUUGUCCCCAUUCAAUUUGUGCAUGGAUUCAAAGGCCCUCUUACUCUGGUUAUGAUUACUGGACAUGAUGGCCAGGCCUCUGUCAGAACUGACCCCCUACACCAGGUUUGUGAAUGCUGCCUGUUACAGUUACUGUAAUGUUGAACUGCUCAUGCUGAAGGAUGUCAUUUUGAUGCUGUAUUGAUGUUGACUAUAUUUAUUGUAUUUUAUGUAUAUUGUGGAUGCAUGGGCCUAUGUAUAUAUUUUGAAACCAACAAAUAUUUAUCGAACCUAAACUAGAGAAUGUACUGUAGGAAUAUAAAGUCUAUAUUUUAUAUAAAAGUGAUAGUUGCAGUAAUGGAUUGUAGAGGGGGUGGGGCGUGUUCCAAUGGAAAAACCGUGUCCCUUGUUUGUUUGCUAUAGAUGAAAAGGCAUGAUACCCGAGUGUGUCUGUGAUAGUACUCUCCUGUACAGGCUGGUUAUCUGCUGUAUGUCUGCCCUGUCCGCUCCAGUGCUCUGCAUUGCUGCUGUGCGUUGCUUGGGGAAUGUGCUUUGUUUGACCUGAUCAUGGUGUAUAUGAAACCCACAAUGUGGUUUACGAUUACCUGUCCAAUGCUUCAGUUACAAUGGAAUUAAAGAAAAAGUUCAAAACAAAAA